AUGCAGAUCGAUCCGGCCGCCCUGAGCCGGACUGACGCGGCGUCCAAUUCGGUCAAAAGUGCUACUCCCAAUGCCUCCGCGACCAUCAAGGCCUCUCGGGCCUUGAUCUCCAUUCCGCGCCUCGACUUGGAGCAUGCCUACACCGACCUGAAAGCCGCCAUCGGAGACAAGUGGGCCGAGUACAAGGAAUCUACCGCUCUUUUCUUGCUAGGACAUUUCAACCAGAGCGAAUACGCGUCACGAAUCGACCAUAUUAUAUGCGCCGAUGUGAAAACAGAACAUCUUCAUAACAAUUUUGUGUGCGCGCUGAUCGGAAAUCUCACGCGAGACCUUCCCGACCAUGGCGUCGCAAACUGGGUAUCAGCGAAUGAUAAGCCCUCGGUGGUAUCCAAGCCGAUCUCGGGGGAUGCAGCGGAGCAAAGACUCAAAACGGAGGUUAUGCAACUGCCCCCAAGAGACCGUCGGCGAAUCAAGGAAUUUCCGGAGUUGGAGAUUCGAAAACGCUAUGCGCAACCUCUCGCUUCAGAGACUGGCGAGUUCCCCGAUGCCGAAUCGAUUCACGCCCGGAUGGUCCCCAUUUGCUACGAGGAAUCCUUGCCCAGUGGGGCUGCUCUUCCUUGCGCGGAACUCAUGGCGAUUGCGACGGAGACUUUUGUGAAGGAAGUUUUGUCUGCGGUGUUUUCGCGCACCCGAUCCAACGGCCCCUCGGGUACCAUCAACAGCAUGAUGAUGCGCAAAUACCGGGAACAACUCGAGCGAGAGGAGCUUGCAUACACUCGAGGCGAAAUUACUAAGGAUACCGCAACAGGUCUCCUACCCGUCGAGGCGAAAGAGGCGGGUCUUCGCAGGCCGUUGGGAGUCAGAGAUCUCCGGUUAUCGCUUGAGCUUGGUAGUGGGUCUCUUGGACAUAUGCCUCUGGUCGUAGACCAGAUUAUGGGCGGAUAUUUUGAAGAUGAACUCGAGACCGAAAAGCAAGACCGCUUGGAGAACGGUGUGGGUGAACCGCAUGAGACGAAGAUCUCCGAGGACGAGAUGGAUGUGGACGACGACGAAUACCCAUCGGACUGGGACGGUGACAUCGCAGCAGCAGACCAAGACCAGUUAACCUCGUUGCUCGACGAGUGUCUAUCUAUGGCCGCAUGA
Penicillium alfredii is the source of this 1143-nucleotide messenger RNA. Its product is annotated as TADA1 family protein. Gene Ontology annotation, biological process: regulation of transcription by RNA polymerase II. NCBI's taxonomy places the organism in Eukaryota, Fungi, Ascomycota, Eurotiomycetes, Eurotiales, Aspergillaceae. Gene Ontology annotation, molecular function: transcription coactivator activity. Gene Ontology annotation, cellular component: SAGA complex. The coding region runs from base 1 to 1143 and encodes 380 amino acids. The transcript has 3 exons. The record is from RefSeq and is a predicted model, not a curated record.